Panthera uncia (snow leopard) is the source of this 761-nucleotide messenger RNA. It is a transcript of the gene RPL13, whose product is annotated as ribosomal protein L13. Gene Ontology annotation, molecular function: structural constituent of ribosome; RNA binding. The record is from RefSeq and is a predicted model, not a curated record. The transcript has 6 exons. The coding region runs from base 103 to 738 and encodes 211 amino acids. Gene Ontology annotation, biological process: translation. Gene Ontology annotation, cellular component: cytosolic large ribosomal subunit; ribosome. NCBI's taxonomy places the organism in Eukaryota, Metazoa, Chordata, Mammalia, Carnivora, Felidae.
CGCUUUUGAUUGGCCGAGCCCAACACCAUCCCAGGGUGCUUUGUGGCAGCAGUUCUUUUCCGCUGGCCGUUCUCCUCCGGAGGAGGCCCGUAGGCAGCAGCCAUGGCGCCCAGCCGGAAUGGCAUGAUCCUGAAGCCCCACUUCCACAAGGACUGGCAGCGGCGCGUGGCCACGUGGUUCAACCAGCCGGCGCGGAAGAUCCGCAGACGCAAGGCCCGGCAAGCCAAGGCACGCCGCAUCGCCCCGCGCCCCGCGUCCGGACCCAUCCGGCCCAUCGUCAGGUGCCCCACGGUGCGGUAUCACACCAAAGUGCGAGCCGGUAGGGGCUUCAGCCUGGAGGAGCUGCGGGUGGCUGGCAUCCACAAGAAGGUGGCGCGGACCAUCGGGAUCUCCGUGGAUCCGAGACGGCGGAACAAGUCCACGGAGUCCCUGCAGGCCAACGUGCAGCGGCUGAAGGAGUACCGCUCCAAGCUGCUCCUGUUCCCGCGGAGGCCGGCGGCCCCCAAGAAGGGGGACAGCUCGGCCGAGGAACUCAAGCUGGCCACGCAGCUGACAGGACCGGUCAUGCCCAUACGGAAUGUCUACAAGAAAGAGAAAGCCAGAGUCAUUACCGAGGAGGAGAAGAACUUCAAGGCGUUUGCCAGUCUUCGCAUGGCCCGUGCCCAUGCCCGGCUGUUUGGCAUCCGGGCCAAAAGGGCCAAAGAAGCUGCAGAACAGGAUGUGGAAAAGAAAAAAUAAAGCGCCGAUGGCAUCUUGAGAUA